Fukomys damarensis (Damara mole-rat) is the source of this 1659-nucleotide messenger RNA. RefSeq names its product ubiquitin conjugating enzyme E2 Q family like 1 (gene Ube2ql1). Lineage: Eukaryota; Metazoa; Chordata; Mammalia; Rodentia; Bathyergidae. The transcript has 2 exons. Bases 50 to 535 code for a protein of 161 amino acids. The record is from RefSeq and is a predicted model, not a curated record.
GCCCGCGGCGCGGCAGCAACACUGCACGCAGGUGCGCAGCCGGCGGCUCAUGAAGGAGCUGCAGGACAUCGCGCGCCUGAGCGACCGCUUCAUCUCGGUGGAGCUGGUGGACGAGAGCCUCUUCGACUGGAACGUGAAGCUGCACCAGGUGGACAAGGACUCGGUGCUGUGGCAGGACAUGAAGGAGACCAACACCGAGUUCAUCCUGCUCAACCUCACCUUCCCCGACAACUUCCCCUUCUCGCCGCCCUUCAUGCGUGUGCUCAGCCCGCGCCUGGAGAACGGCUACGUGCUGGACGGCGGCGCCAUCUGCAUGGAGCUGCUCACGCCGCGCGGCUGGUCCAGCGCCUACACCGUAGAGGCCGUCAUGCGCCAGUUCGCCGCCAGCCUGGUCAAGGGCCAGGGGCGGAUCUGCAGAAAAGCUGGCAAAUCAAAAAAGUCCUUCAGUCGCAAGGAAGCGGAAGCUACCUUUAAGAGUUUGGUGAAGACUCACGAAAAGUACGGCUGGGUCACCCCGCCCGUCUCGGACGGCUGAAGUCUACCGCGCCGGAUUCUGCAGCCGCCCGUCCGCACACUUCGCCCCGACAUCGCCCCACCGCCGCUGCAUAUCCUCCAUCCUUUUCUACUCCAGCCAGAACCGCACCGCGAACACCAAGGAGACAUUUAAGUUAUUUAUGGACGGAUGAGUCUACAGAAGGAGCCGACGCUGCCGGGACGCUGUUUCCACGACUGGAACGGACACAUCUCCGAGUCGCGUUGGAACAGUGGUGGAGACGGUGACAUUUCCCGGCCCGCCUGCCCCUCCGCCCGCCCUGUCACUUUGCCCUUAGCUUCUCUCCGUACCCGCAAGAAACCAUCACCCUUGCUGGCUCCAUUUCUGUGCAGAUGGCGCCUUCACUCUCCCCAGGAGCCCGGGGCGGUGCUGGCCCCUGGUUGCCGUGCUUGCUGUCAGCGUAACUGAAGACACGUCCUUCGUUCUGUGACCUGUGGUCUGCUGUGACGACAUUUAGUCCCAUUCGUGCUAUGGACUUUGUCUCAUGAAAACAGCUUCACCUUGGCAGGUCCUAGUGGUCGAGGACUACAGCUGACCCUGGGCUCCGAGGCGUCCCCUCCUGCUGACUGCGGUGUGUGCUCUUCACGGAUAAACCAGCGUCGUUCGCGGGGAGACGGGGUGAGGUGGUCGCCGGGUGGACACCCAGUGCACCCGAGCUGCGGACGGCUUCUCAGACGUUAGGCAAUGCCCCUCCCACAGCGCAUCUGUUUUCCUCCCUUCUCUCAGCCACCGAAAGCAAGCAGAAGACAGUGUCACGUUCGCUUCGUUCAUCUGACUCACUGUACGCUGUGUGCUGUGGCGGGGAGCUCAGAACUGCCAAAGGACCCCGAGUGAUCGGCGAUUUGCAUGCCCGGGUCUCUUUCUUCACCCAGUAGUCACUUGUGCGCCCGGGGCUGAGAUGCGAGCACCGGGCUGUGGUGUAAACCUCCUGUUAUUUAAUCUCCCCACGGUUUCAUUUCUUCUCUUCUGUCAGGUUACUUAGAACUUUCUAAGAAACUCCACGAAAUGAGGAAGUACUGUUUGUAAUGAUAUGCAGAAAGAGGUAAAAUGUUCAUCCCGAGCGGAAAAUCUUCUUGGACACAUUUUAAAUAAAAUCAUGCAUACCU